UAUCCACUUAGGUCAUGUGCGAAGACCAAGAAGAAGAGAGUUCAACAUUCAUCAUUGUUUGACUGAGAUUCUGAUUUAAUUGCUUACCUAAAGCUUAAGCCGUUGGUUUUAGCAGCAUGGCAGAAGUAGACUUACAAGAAUUGAACGAACAGUUCGGCGUGCCGAACAAGGAUCUCGAGCCUGAUGUCGUCUCUGAGUUGCGAUCUAUUAUGCGGAUGCAUUCACUGUCCGCUCAGGACUUAUACUUCAAAUGGGAGUCCUACUGUAUCAAAAUGGAUAUGGAUGGAAACAGCCUGUCAGUGGAAAGCUUACGAGCCCUCAAACAAGAUAUCCAAGAUGCCUUAGAACGAAGCAAUCGGGCGCACCAAGUUCAUAUCAAGACAGAGAAGCGCUCAAGCGGGACACCACGUAAUGCUGUCAAGAGUACCGGUGAUGUCUAUGGCAUGUUGGAAGGGAUGGUUCCAAAUACCCCAGCUGCGGGAAAGCUCAACAAAAGUGCUUCCAAGAGGCGGAUUCCGCACGACACCCCCUCUAUAACAAGGGUGAAGGGUGAUAUUCUUAGCAGCUCACCUGAUUACAAAAAUCAAAGCCCAUUAAAAAUAGAGAGCCAACUAGACUCUAUGAAUAUUGUCUCUGCGGCUUCCUUUAACGAUCGCCCCAAUCCUGGAGAGGUAAUAGAAAUUCUGAACGAGCACCUCAAACCACCAGAGCCCGUAAUAGUACCCUAUGCAGAGUCUCGAGUCAAAUUGAAUGCAGCAUCGGAUCUCAAGAAACUGGGCUAUAAAACUCUUGCUAUGAAAUCCUCAGAAGCCUCCGAGAUUUUGGAUGAUCGGAUAGAUGAAUUUUCAGGUCUCGUGAGGGAUCAAUACAAUAUAGAUGAGGCUGAAUUCGGUAGUGCAGCUAGCCAAAGCACCACGGAAAUCGUUGCCGUUGGCCGAAUUGCGUCGGAUUCCUCGGAAGGUAAACUCAAUGCGGCAUCUCUCGUCUUGGAGACUUCGAGGCGGACUGGGGGAGGCCUAAGAAUUCCCCUGAACUUACAAAAACUUAGUGGCCGUUACCAAUUUUUCCCGGGACAAAUCACUGCGUUUAGGGGUAUUAACUCGUCUGGCAAAGAAUUUGCCGUCCGGGAGGUGCUUGAAAUGCCUUUGCUUCCUAACGCUGCAUCCUCCCCAAUGGCUAUCGAAGCUCAUCGGGAGAGACUUCGGGGUGGACCAGAUGCGAUGGAGUCGGACGACGAACCGGCGCCAUUGAACGUGAUUAUUGGCUCGGGUCCUUAUUCGGCUGAUGAUAACCUCGACUUCGAGCCCCUUCAUACUCUCUGCAGCCAAGCAGCAGAUACAUGCGCUGACGCUUUAAUUUUGACGGGGCCAUUCAUCGAUGUCGACCAUCCCUUAAUUGCCACAGGCGACUUUGAUCUCCCAGAGGAAGCGGGAGACCUUGACUCUGCGACGAUGUCUACUGUUUUCAAGUACAUGAUUUCCCCGGCCUUGAACCGACUCGUUGCAUCUAACCCCACUAUUACCAUCCUCUUGAUACCAUCUGUACGCGACGUGGUCGAUAGACAUGUUUCUUGGCCGCAAGAUCUUAUCCUCAGGAAAGACCUGGGAUUGGCUAAGGCGGCACGUAUAGUAGGUAACCCGAUGACCCUAUUUAUUAACGAGAUGCUUCUUGGGAUCUCGUCCCAAGAUGUUCUCUGGGAUUUACGUCACGAAGAACUUGUUGGUGGCCGAGCCGAAGAAUCCAACUUUUCUUCGAGGGCCCCACGAUACCUAAUCGAGCAACGGCAUUACUUCCCAAUAUUCCCCCCGGUAGACCGGCAGAAGCUACCUAAGGCAGGCACCGAAGAUGGACUACCCACCGGUGCUAUGCUUGAUUUGAGUUACCUAAAACUCGGCGAGAUGAUGGAUGUCAGACCAGACGUCAUGAUUGUGCCGAGCGCUCUGCCUCCCUUUGCAAAGGUUGUGGAGAGCGUUCUAGUGAUCAACCCAGGAUAUUUGUCGAAAAGGAGAGGUGCAGGCACGUAUGCUCGGAUGACAUUAUUUCCGCCGAAGUUAACAGAUGAAGAAUUGGAUAAGGGAGGCAUGGUACAUCACAAGGUCUUUGAAAGGGCUAGGGUUGAGAUCACGAGGAUAUGAGUAUCCCUAUAGAAUUCACUGCAUUAUACCGAAUCCCAAGUAAUAAGAGAGAGUGAGAGUAGCGAGAUACCACUAGGCAUUA
Messenger RNA from Annulohypoxylon maeteangense, 2217 nucleotides. Its product is annotated as DNA polymerase alpha, subunit B. The transcript has 4 exons. Gene Ontology annotation, cellular component: alpha DNA polymerase:primase complex. The record is from RefSeq and is a predicted model, not a curated record. Gene Ontology annotation, molecular function: DNA binding. Lineage: Eukaryota; Fungi; Ascomycota; Sordariomycetes; Xylariales; Hypoxylaceae. Gene Ontology annotation, biological process: DNA replication initiation; DNA replication. The coding region runs from base 117 to 2135 and encodes 672 amino acids.